AUGCCCCCCCAAGACGGCGAGUCGUUUUUGUUGUCUCCAGUACUUCAGGUGGCGUUGCGUAGCGAACUCAGCAAGAAAAGGUGGAAAUCGUUCGUUGGGGGACUACGGGGACCGGACGGCCUUCCUUCCUGCGACAAUCCAAUAUGCGUUCACGGCGCCUCCCCUUGCCUUCCCGUUCGCGGGGCCGUCGGAUGCUCAAAUUGCCUACGCCUCAAUAUCCGAUGCUCUCACCACGACCAGUCCAUAGUUGAGGAUAUGCUUCGAGAAAAACGCAUGGGUUUGUUUGAAACUCUUCGCGUUCGGGGAGAAUACUACGAACUCCACGCUCGAGCCAGGAAUGAAGAAGUAAAUAUACAUGGCGGUGUGGUUGGAUUGAAACAAGUCAUCGACUCUGUCUCGGCGCUCAUCGCUGUCCAGGAUGAAAACAGAGACCCCGCCAAUAUCCCUGCCCGAAGAGUGGCGCUAGAAAGAAUGAGGGAAGCCCAGGUUAUGUGCACAAUCAGCCACGCCGUCAUGUCCAGGGAGCGUAUGUCUUUGGAGAUGAUGCUUGUGGACAUUGCGAAGGUUCUCCAGUUGGUUACGGAGGAAAAGGCAAUAUCAUGGGAGAAGGGGAUCGAAUACUUACGGUUGAUACUGGAGAGGAAGCCGUCGUUAUGGAUGGACGCAUCGACGAACAGAUUUGGGCCCUGUCCUGAACUUGUAACCCCUAUUUAG
This is a messenger RNA of Coprinopsis cinerea okayama7#130, 714 nucleotides long. RefSeq lists its product as hypothetical. The transcript has 3 exons. The coding region runs from base 1 to 714 and encodes 237 amino acids. The record is from RefSeq and is a predicted model, not a curated record. NCBI's taxonomy places the organism in Eukaryota, Fungi, Basidiomycota, Agaricomycetes, Agaricales, Psathyrellaceae.